UUUCAUAUUUAGUAUUCUGUGGUUUCACCCCCCUGCUGAUGACUGAAUGCUUAGGUUUAGUCCUUAGUUCUUAGGUACGGUACGGUCCACCAUUACUUAGUUUGUAGUUUCUCAAUUUUUGUGAAAUAGAUAUACAAGAGUUGCAAAGAAUCCAAGACAUCAAAGAUGGAAUUCUGGAACACAAGAAAAAUGCUUGCUCCUCCAACAUACCUAUACGAAACGAGUGUAGAUGAUAUAGAUAUCAAUCAUUUCAAAACAAUUCUUCAAGAUGGAAUGAAUUUUUAUAAUGAGCAGAAUCUAUUGAACAUUGAUAUUGCUUUGUUAACAAGAAUUGUUUACAGAAUGAAAACUAAAUUUCGGAAUUCAAAAGAUUUCCAAGGACUUGAGAAAGUUAAGAAGAAUAUAUUAAUUUUCCAUGAGAUGAAUAUAUCGAAAAAAUUGGAGUACUUGUUGUCAAUUCUGCCAAUCUAUGAUUAUCAGCAAGUUAUAGUGUCUCUACCAACCAAAAAUAUGAUAGACUAUAUUUUAGUCCAAUUACAAGGAAUUGGCAAAAUAUUGUGUUCAGUUAUUGAACAAUGUAAACUUACAUUCAUACUUUAUGAACAUAGACUUUAUUUGGGUCAUUUUUGGAAAUUAGCAUUAAUAGCUAUAUCAUUAGUUUCAAGAAUACAUAUCCUAUGCCUCAACAUCUUAAAGUUCACAUGUCUUUUUUAUUUAAGACUUCUUCCCUUUUCUCACAAAUUGAAGAAUGUGACAAAGAACUGGUUACCAAAGGAAUAUGCGUUCCCAAAAGAUUUGCAGACCUGGUUGAAUGUUGAAUGGACCAAGUUAGAGGAAGUAAUAGAAAUCCUUGAUAAAGAUUUCAAUUUCACCAUGAUUGAUUUAGCAGAUGAUUCAGAUGAUGAUGUUGAAUAUAUAGAGAUUGAUGAAGAUUCAAAAAUAAUUGAAGAUUUUAGAAAAAUAAUGAAAACAAGAGUGGAAAAACAAGAUUUUGAUGAACCUAUCAACUAUCACGGAAAAAAUAUAGAUGUUGGCGAAGAAAUAUUGGAUGAUGAAGAAGUGCAACAAAUUAGUGACGAAAGCGGGUCACAAGUUGUAAAUGAAAUUUCAUCAGUGGAAGAUCAAAAUGACGAAACAGGUGAUAUAGUUCAAGACAUAGAUAUUGGGGAAGAAAUUAUGCCUGAUGAUGAGUCUUCAGAAUCUCUUGUUGCUUCUUCACAAUACACACAGCAUGAAGUUGACUUUGGAGAAAUAAUUUCUUCAGACGAUAUUCAGGAUUCUUCUAAUAUUUCUGCUUCAUCAGGUAAAAGGAGAAACAAAAAAAACAAAAGUUCAUGUCAAGUAAUAAUUUCAUCAUCGGAUGAUGACUCAUGUGUUCAAUUCGUCUCAAAAACAUCUAGCAUUAAAAAUAAACCAUUUGUCACAACUGAUUUCAUUCCACUUGGGGAAUCUACACCUUUCAAUCAUAAGGAGAAAAGAUUGAAGGAAAAAAAGAAAAGCAAACAGACAGUACUUAAUAAAAAAAACCUUAAAAGAAAGGUGCCGGCAGUAGAACCUACCAACAAAAAUACUGCACCAAAUAAAAAGAAAAGGAAAUAGAAGAAAAAAUUUAAUUGAGGUAUUAUUUUCAUCAAAAGUAAAUACACAUGUAUGACAAAUGUUGGAAUUGUCAUUAUCAGAAUAUUUUUGUUAAAUUUGUUGAAGUAUAAGAGUUUGUUAACAAAUAUAAAAUAUAUAUGAUACUUGUUGGCAUAUUAAUGUUUUUAAUUACACUCUUCUUCACCAAUAAGUUUGAGACACAGUAUCUUGAAGAUGGCCAAAAAAAGACGAAUAAUAAAAUAUCUGGCACACUGUGUACGAAGAUAGGAGCAAGUAGACGUUGUAUUUCUCGCGUCCCGAUAAUCUUCAAAUUGUCGAGAAAUUAACUACAGUAAAAAAGUGAAAAAUAGUGUCCAUUCAGUCAGAAGAGUUUCCUAUAUAUUUCUGAAGGAAUUGAACGAUUCUCAUAAACAUCUAUUCAGAAAAUCGAGAAAUUAGACCUUAUCACUCAUCUAAAAAUCUUAUCUGAUCGAAAAAAGGAAGACCGGCAUCUGUUGUUGUUCAGAUUGUUUUUAUCAGUCAACAGGUAAACACCAAUCAGGGGCGUACUUCGAAUAAUUUCGCAACAUGAAUAAUUGUGGAAAAUGUAAGAAAAAAUUGGGCAGUAAAGGAUACAAGUUCAAAUGUGAUGGUGAAUGCAAAAAAUGGUUCCAUCGAAAGUGCAUUGUCAAUUUACCGGGGGAUGUAGUCAAGCUGAUAAUUUCAGGAAAAAAAAUCUUGGACUUGUCAAGACUGUGAAAAUGAAAUUUCUGAGGACUCCACAUAUUCAGGGGAGGAAUCUGAAGUAUCAGAAACAGAAGAAGAAUCGCAGAAAUCAUCACGGAAUAAAAAUCAAAAACGUAAAUCACUGAAUAAAACAAACCGACAGUUUACAAUAAAUGAUGUUAUGGAAAUUCCUCAUAGCUCACGUGGAGGACCUGAGGAACAAGGUAGAGACACAAAAAAAAGGAAAUAAGGAAUGAACAGCAAAAGUUGAAAGGAGCUGUAGCUGUACUGAAAAGUGAGAGAAACAAAGAUGAACAGUCAAAACUAAACAAAGAUGUCAUUAUAAGUGGUUUGCCGAAGAUUAAGGAAAAUAAUGAAGAAAACCUCAACACCGUAUUUCGCAUUGGUGAGAAACUUGAAGUAAAUCUUACAAAAGAAGUAGUUACAUGCAAAAGAAUUGGAAAAGGAGCAAAUAGUCGACUCAAGGUCAUGUUUGAGAAUGAAGAAUUGAAAAAGAAAUUUAUAGAAGCUAAGAAAAAGACGAAUUUGAACUCAAGCCAACUAGGAUUUGUAGAAAAACAUCCUAUCUACAUAAAUCACGAGUUGACAUCAGAAAAUCAGCUGUUAUUCAAAAAUGAGAGAGACUUCAAGAGACAGUUUAAUUAUAAGUUUGCCUGAAUAUCACAAGGAAGAAUUCUACUGAAGAAAACCGAAACAGGUAGAACUAUUGAAAUCAAUACUGAAGAAGACCUUAAUAAACUAAUACAAAAAAACUAAAAAACUCCCCAAAAACCCAGAAGAUCAAAACAUAAUUAUAUUAUACUACAAUAUAAGAUCUUAUAAAGCAAAAAAUAAAAUAGAUAACCUACGUCAUUACAUACAUCAGCACAAUUAUCCUCAUUUAAUUAUUUUAACUGAAACAUGGCUCAGUGAAAAGGACAAAAAUUUAUACAGUAUACAGGGCUACCGUGGAGAGUAUGAUUGUAGAUCAUCGCGAGGUGGUGGUGUUUCAAUAUUCAUAAGAGCAGACAAUAUAAGGCAGUUAAAACUCCGAAAAUAAAUAAAGCAAACAUAAUAUGUAUAGAGUUGCCAGGACUCGGUAUACCAAUAUAUGCGAUUUCUCGUGUCUCCAAAACUAAAUACAUACCAAAAUUCUUGGAAGAUCUAGAAGAAAUACUGGAUAAGCACAAAAAAAUGGUAAUAAUUGGCGAUAUGAAUGUCAACACCAGAAAAAUCAAUAGAAAUACCAAAUUGUAUAAGGACAUACUAAACUUAAAUUCAUACGAAAUAAAAAAUGAAAAAAUUACUAGAAUAAAGAAAGAUGGUACUGGCACGUUGAUUGAUCAUGUCAUAACACCCACAAAUAUCAAUUCCAAAGUAAAGACCAAAUCUACAGCAAUAUCUGACCAUAAAAGCUUAUAUAUAAGUAUUAACCUGCCAACAAACGUGAACAUUGUCAAGUCAAAAAAGAUUGUCUAUAAAACUGAUAAUGAAAAAUUUUAAGAGACAGUUCACACAUUGCUACAAGAAAAACCACCAGAAAGCAUUGAUGAAUUGAUAGGUCUUCUGAGUGAAGCUAAAAGCACAUGCACAAUGAAAAGAAAGUUGAUAAUAAAAAAUAAUAACUGGUGGUACAAUUCUACCAUACAUAAAAACAUUAUGAGAAGGGACAGCCUAUACAAAAGAAUGAAGAAGUUUCCAUACAACCCCAGACAUCAGCCUAGCUAUGAAAUCCAAAGAUAAAAAGUAAACAAUCUGAUAAGACAUCAAAAGAAAAAAUACUUCAGUGAAAAAUUGCAAGAAAUAACACAAGAAAACUAUGGUCUGCAAUAAAUGAAAUCCUACCAGUGAGUAACAAAACACAAACAAAACUAGCAAUUUUUGUAUAUAAAGGAAAAACAUACAAAAAUGCAAGUCAAAAAGCAAAUUUAUUCAACAGAUUUUUCAUCCAUGCAGCUGAUCAAACUAUAAGAGUAAACAAAAAUAAAACAAAAUUUGAUGAAAUUGACCAAGACCAGUCACUCUAUAUGGGAAGAUGUGAUGAAAAAGAACAUAGUGAUG
This is a messenger RNA of Harmonia axyridis, 4365 nucleotides long. RefSeq lists its product as uncharacterized. Bases 166 to 1599 code for a protein of 477 amino acids. Gene Ontology annotation, cellular component: nucleus. The record is from RefSeq and is a predicted model, not a curated record. Gene Ontology annotation, biological process: positive regulation of Notch signaling pathway. Lineage: Eukaryota; Metazoa; Arthropoda; Insecta; Coleoptera; Coccinellidae. The transcript has 5 exons.